Molecule: messenger RNA, 1309 nt
Organism: Nomia melanderi (Alkali bee)
Lineage: Eukaryota; Metazoa; Arthropoda; Insecta; Hymenoptera; Halictidae
Source: RefSeq, a predicted model, not a curated record
ACGUGACAAUAGCAUAUUGAUACGUGUCCGACGAAGGGAGCCACGACUCACUACGAUUUGCCAGUCGGGCAUACGCGGCCAGGUUUACUCGUGUUUUAGAUUGAAUUGGGUGUCCUCGCGAUUGUGUUGUUCCCAGGCAUCAUCAGUGAGGAGCGUCGCCUAGAAUAGUUAGAACCUCGGAUUCAAAAUGGGAUUCAAAUUUUUGGAGGUGAUAAAACCCUUUUGCAGUAUACUCCCGGAAAUAGAGAAGCCACAACGAAAGAUUCAAUUUCGGGAGAAAGUAUUAUGGACUGCAAUUACGUUGUUUAUCUUCUUAGUAUGCUGUCAGAUCCCGCUGUUCGGUAUUAUGUCAUCGGACAGUGCAGAUCCUUUUUAUUGGAUUCGUGUGAUACUUGCAUCUAACAGAGGAACUCUGAUGGAGUUGGGUAUUUCUCCCAUUGUUACUUCCGGUUUGAUCAUGCAACUGUUGAGCGGUGCAAAGAUUAUUGAAGUUGGCGAUACCAUAAAGGACAGAGCUCUGUUUAAUGGAGCACAAAAAUUAUUCGGUAUGGUCAUCACUGUUGGUCAAGCUAUUGUAUAUGUAAUGACUGGCAUGUAUGGAGAUCCAACAGUAAUUGGAGCUGGAGUUUGUUUAUUAAUCAUUAUUCAGUUGUUUGUUGCUGGUCUGAUUGUAUUAUUGUUGGACGAAUUACUUCAAAAAGGAUACGGAUUGGGAAGUGGAAUCUCUCUCUUUAUUGCUACCAAUAUUUGUGAAACAAUAGUAUGGAAAGCAUUUUCUCCAGCUACUGUGAACACUGGACGUGGUACGGAAUUCGAAGGUGCUGUAAUCGCAUUGUUCCAUUUAUUGGCUACAAGACAAGACAAAGUCCGAGCUCUUCGUGAGGCUUUCUACAGACAGAACCUUCCCAAUCUCAUGAACUUGCUCGCCACCAUUUUGGUAUUCGCGAUUGUGAUCUAUUUCCAGGGCUUCCGCGUUGAUUUGCCAAUCAAAUCUGCCAGAUAUAGAGGCCAGUACAGCAGCUAUCCUAUCAAAUUGUUCUACACUAGCAAUAUUCCAAUCAUUCUUCAAUCCGCGCUGGUAUCUAAUUUGUACGUGAUCUCGCAAAUGUUAGCUGUUAAAUUCCAAGGGAAUAUUAUUGUCAAUCUUCUGGGAGUGUGGUCGGAUGUCGGUGGUGGUGGGCCAGCUCGGUCUUACCCCGUUGGGGGGUUAUGUUACUAUUUAUCACCCCCAGAAUCCGUAGGACAUAUUCUUCAAGAUCCCAUUCAUGCUGUCCUCUAUAUUUUCUUCAUGCUUGGUUCCUGUGAUUGA